ACGCGAGGUCCGUGAGCUGAGCUCAGUGUGAGUGCGCGACGCGGAAGAUAAGAUGCGCUCCGAACUCUCUCUGCUCCCCAGCAAGAACCUUUAAGGAUUAUAUUUUGUGUGUGUUUUUGUGAUAUUUGAAAACAUUUGUUUGUCUUCUUGGGAGAUACUUUUUGUCCAUCCACAGAUGCGUUUCCAGAUUACGCAGAGAGAAGUGGGACAUGAUCACAUUGCCUACGGAGUCUGCUGUGUUUAGUGUGGUUGAUCUAGUGUGGGACAAGAAGCGAAACCUUAACCCCUUCCCGCACUCACUGCCUCCCGCAGACCCGCAGCGCCAGGCGAGCCGUUUGCCCGUGAAAGUGUUGAAAAUGCUGAGCGCGCGCACCGGACACAUCCUGCACCCGGACUAUCUGCAGCCGCUACCGUCCACUCCCGUCAGUCCCAUCGAGUUGGAUGCCAAGAAGAGUCCACUCGCCCUCCUCGCACAAACAUGCUCCCAAAUCGGGAAGUCGGAUCCUCCGUCCUCGACCAAACUCUCUGCGGUCGCCUCGGACAAGGACAGCAAAUCCAGUCCGCUGAAGAUCAGCGACAUCGGAGCCGAGGAUAAGUCUAGUUUCAAGCCAUACUCAAAGUCAGAGAGAAAAGACACGGGUGGAGAUAAAUCUGGUUUCCGCGUACCGAGCGCCACCUGCAGGCCGGUCACGCCGCGGACGGGCAGCCCGAGCUCCUGCAGCUCCAUCUCUCCACAGCCUGGACGGACAGAAUCCGUAGAUAAAACAGGGAAAAAGGAAAGCGAAGCACGUAAAAACUCCACUCCGGAACUGAGAACUGAGAGCAACGGCGAGGCAAACAAACCGCAGGAUGUUUCCAAACCGGUCACGCCCGACAGCGCUCCCACAUCCUCGGCCUCGUCUGCUCUCGGGUCGGGACUCGUGGCGCCGGUUUCGCCCUACAGACCCGGCCACACCGUAUUCCCCAUCUCCCCCUAUCCCGGAGCGUACGCCGGCUACCCGCAGCCCUUCCUCUCUCUGGACCCGAGCAAGGCCGGCGGCGGCAGUCAGUUGAUUAAUGCUCAGCUGUCCGGCGCUCUCAGCAGUAAGGCGGGGUCGAGUCCCCUCGCCGGAGCCUCUCCGCCAUCCAUCAUGUCCAGCAGCCUGUGCAGAGACCCGUUCUGCCUGAGCUACCACUGCGCCAGCCAUCUAUCAUCCAGCAGCUCGCACGACAGCAAGUCUGGAUACCCCCUCAUGUAUCCCAGCGCCGCACUGCACCCGCCCUCGUUCCCCGGACACCCGUUGUACCCGUACGGCUUCAUUCUGCCCAACGAGUCCCAGCAGCACAUCUGCAACUGGGUGUCCGCCAACGGACCCUGCGACAAGCGCUUCUCCAGCUCCGAGGAGCUUCUGGCUCAUUUGCGGACUCACACGGCAUUCGCGGAGAAGCUCGUGUCGGGAUACCCCAACUCUUUAACUCUUCCGGCCUGUCACAUGCCCGGAGCCCCGCUGGCGCUCAGGACCCCGCAUCACACGCUGGGGCUCGGCACGCGGUACCACCCGUACGCCAAAAGCCCGGGCGCGCCGGUGCCGAUGCCUGCAGCCACGGGCCCGUUUUACUCACCGUACGCACUGUACGGACAGAGACUGACCACUGCGCCUGGCCUCGGAUAUCAGUGAUUUUUAUAUGCUUUCGUUCACCUCAGGACUAGUGGACCAUUAUUUAUUAAAGUUAUAGCUUUAAAGCAAAUGAAAUAAAAACAUUUCAACAAGACUCACAUGGCUUUAUUUAAACAUUAUAAUUCUCUUAUAUAUAUAACGACCCUCGACUGAAGCCAAGCCGCACUGUGUAAUGUCUCAUAGCCAAAAUUUGCAUGUUUAUUUCUAAAUUUACUUGAAUACUUAUAUUUUAACGUUUGUGGGGGAGAAAUGUUUUUACUGUGCAACUCAGGGAAAAACGACAGCAAUUAAAGAGUAACUCAGUUCA
Molecule: messenger RNA, 1965 nt
Organism: Ctenopharyngodon idella (grass carp)
Lineage: Eukaryota; Metazoa; Chordata; Actinopteri; Cypriniformes; Xenocyprididae
Product: zinc finger protein 503-like
Biological process (GO): negative regulation of DNA-templated transcription
Cellular component (GO): nucleus
Source: RefSeq, a predicted model, not a curated record